Molecule: messenger RNA, 851 nt
Organism: Rosa rugosa (rugosa rose)
Lineage: Eukaryota; Viridiplantae; Streptophyta; Magnoliopsida; Rosales; Rosaceae
Exons: 5
Coding region: 165-692 (175 amino acids)
Source: RefSeq, a predicted model, not a curated record
AAGUUGGACCAAGAACAAGAAGCAAAGAUGGACACGCUUUCUGGCGGUUGGCAUCCAAACCACAUCGCAUUUCCAGACUCCCCAAAAAUCACCGGAGCCAAAUUCCACAACAACAAUCCAUCCCAGAUUUCCAUUUCUUUCUGAAACCCAGUUUGCAAAUUGCAAUGGCUUUGGAAACGGUGAAGGAGGACGAGCAAGUUUACGGCUGGAGAGAAGUGACGCUAUCUCAUUCAAUCUCAGGCCUCGAGAGAGAGACCGGGGAGAGGAGGCGAGGCCGUGACAUACUCAUAGCCAUCGAUCAUGGGCCCAACAGCAAGCACGCUUUCGAUUGGGCCCUCAUUCACUUUUGCAGGCUUGCCGACACCAUCCAUCUCGUCCACGCAGUUUCCAGUGUGCAAAACGAGAUUGUUUAUGAAGCGAGCCAGGGGCUAAUGCAGAAGCUUGCUCUCGAGGCAUUCGAAGUUGCUAUGGUGAGGACUAAUGCUCGAAUUAUGGAAGGGGAUCCAGGUAAGGUAAUUUGCAAGGAAGCAGAAAGAAUAAAGCCUGUAGCUGUGGUCAUGGGUAGUAGAGGCCGAAGCUUAAUUCAAAGUGUACUACAGGGGAGUGUCAGUGAGUAUUGCGUCCACAACUUUAAAUCAGCUCCUGUUAUAAUUGUUCCUGGAAAAGAAGUUGGAGAAGAGUCAUUGAUCUAGCUAGUGGAACUCACGGUAUGUUUAGAACUGUUGUUCAGUAUUUAACUAUUCUGUAAAUUUCGUUAGUAAAUGCUAGCUUGGAUGUGUGUAUUCGGAACUUGGAGGCCUUGUAAGAAUCAACUAAUACCAAUUAAUAGUUACAUGAAAUGUUCAGAAUUC